AUGAUACUUCAGGAUGAUGGCCCUGAAAAAUUGGACCCCAAAUAUUUUGGAGAGUUGCUUGCUGACCUAAGCCGUAAGAAUACAGAUCUCUAUCACUGCUUAUUAGAACAUUUGCAGAGAAUUGGAGGAAGCAGACAGGACAUUGAAUCUACAGAUAAAUCAGAAGACAUCGAAUCAUUGAUUCCUACAGGAUUAUCAGAGUUUACAAAACAGCAAAUUCGCUAUAUUCUGCAGAUGAGGGGUAUGUCAGAUAAGUCACUCCAUCUAGUGCUGUCCACAUUUAGCAAUAUACGAGAGGAGCUUGGACAUCUUCAAAAUGACUUGACAUUACUGAAAAUGACAAGAUAGACUGAGAAAGACUUGCAUUCAAGAAACACAAAUAAAAGAGUAUGAAGAACUCUCUGCAUCAGUGAGAGCAAAUAAUCGCCGCAGCAACAAGGACUUCAAGACUCAAGCUCCAAAUGUCAAACAUUGGAAGAAAAUAAUCUUUCUCUUCGACAUACACUAUCAGACAUGGAAUACAGACUGAAAGAACUGGAAUUUUGUAAACAUAAUUUAGAGCAAGAGAAUAAAAACCUUAGAAUGCAGGUUUCUGAGACUUGCACAGGCCCGAUGCUGCAGGCUAAAAUGGAUGAGAUUGGUAACCAUUAUAUGGAGAUGGUAAAAAACUUGAGACUAGAGAAAGAUAGAGAGAUCUGCAAGCUAAGG
This is a messenger RNA of Castor canadensis (American beaver), 708 nucleotides long. NCBI's taxonomy places the organism in Eukaryota, Metazoa, Chordata, Mammalia, Rodentia, Castoridae. The record is from RefSeq and is a predicted model, not a curated record.